This is a messenger RNA of Limulus polyphemus (Atlantic horseshoe crab), 6203 nucleotides long. RefSeq names its product glycine dehydrogenase (decarboxylating), mitochondrial-like. Gene Ontology annotation, biological process: glycine decarboxylation via glycine cleavage system. Lineage: Eukaryota; Metazoa; Arthropoda; Merostomata; Xiphosura; Limulidae. The transcript is spliced from 25 exons. Gene Ontology annotation, molecular function: glycine dehydrogenase (decarboxylating) activity; pyridoxal phosphate binding; glycine binding. The coding region runs from base 462 to 3614 and encodes 1050 amino acids. Gene Ontology annotation, cellular component: glycine cleavage complex; mitochondrion. The record is from RefSeq and is a predicted model, not a curated record.
AGUGUAUGUGUAAGGUUCCAUAAUCCGUCUGAAUUCUUUCUUUCUCGGUGUGGUAUAUUAUCUUAGUUUAUGGAAUAAAACAGUUACAAACAGUUUCUGUGCGUUCCGAAAGAAACUUCUAUUGCUAAUUACUGAUAUAUCGUAUAAGUUCCAGUACUUUAGACUUGUUUAGUUAUAAUUAUAAGUUAUAAUACUUAUGUUAUAUGAAACACUCAAAUUUGAAAACGUCAGUGUAGUAAUUUUGAUUUCUAUUAUUCAAUUUAUUGUUAAUUAUAAAACUAAAAGUUAACAUACACUGCUGUCUGCGUUCAUAACUUUUUGUUUAAAUUAACUUGUACUAGUACUACUCUAUAUAAAUUAAUAUAUCGUACCAUUUCACGGUGUCUUUUAAUUUUAUACCAUAAUAUAAUACAUUUAUUUACAACUUACAGUGUUAACGUUAUACUUGAAAAAAGUUUACAAUGCUAAGUUUGGUGAGACUAAGACUCGUGAAAUACGUCUUACAAACGUCGGGAAAAUAUGGUUUUUUUCGAAAUAAGCUAAGGAGUGUUUCACCUAAAAGUCAAAACAAUCACUUAAGUGUAGCAGGUAAACACAGUAACACCAAAAAUCGCCCGAGUGACACUGGCAAAUUACGUGAUUGUGUAGUAAUAAACAGGUGUUCAACGUCUACUACUAGUAUUGAUCUUACUAGGUCAGUUUUUACUGCCUCAGCCGAGAGUAAGAGCAAAAUAUUAAUCCCUGAUCAUGAUGAAUUUUCUAAGAGACAUAUUGGUCCAAGAGACACUGACAAAAAAGAAAUGCUUGAAGUUGUUGGAGUUAAGAAUGUUGAGGAGCUGAUUGAGAAGACUGUACCAUCAAGCAUACUACAUCGAAAACUUCUUAAUAUGGAUCAUCCAUUGGGUGAGCAGGACCUGCUAAAGAAAAUCAAAUCUAUUGCCCAGAAAAACAAAAUAUGGAGAUCAUACAUUGGAAUGGGCUAUAACAGCUGUAAAGUUCCUCACACAAUACUCAGAAAUAUCCUAGAAAAUCCAGGAUGGUAUACUCAGUACACUCCAUACCAAGCUGAAAUAGCUCAAGGAAGACUAGAGAGCUUGUUGAAUUAUCAAACAAUGAUAGCUGACUUGACUGGUCUGGACAUUGCAAAUGCUUCUUUAUUAGAUGAAGGAACGGCAGCAGCAGAAGCUAUGGGUGUUUGUUACAGACAGACUAAAAGAAACAAGUUUUACUGUUCUGAGAAGGUGCAUCCACAGACUCUAGCUGUUGUACAGACACGCGCAAGUGCCCUGGGAGUUGAAGUACUUGUUGGUGACUUAAACGCUAUGAACUACAGUCAAAAAGAUGUGAUGGGUGUUUUGUUUCAAUAUCCUGAUACUGAAGGAGCAAUUAAUGACUUUUCAGAACUGGUGCACAAGUGUCAUGAAUAUGGAACGCUGGUUGUUUGUGCAUGUGAUCUUCUAGCACUUACUAUCAUAAAACCACCAGGAGAGUUUGGAGUGGACAUUGCUGUUGGAACCAGUCAGCGAUUUGGUGUACCAUUGAAUUAUGGUGGACCUCAUGCUGGAUUUUUUGCUGUACAAGCAUCACUGACUCGUAUAAUUCCUGGUCGCAUGGUGGGGGUGUCCAGAGAUGCAUCAGGAGAUAAGGCAUAUCGCCUUGCAUUACAGACACGUGAACAACAUAUUCGACGUGACAAAGCAACAAGCAACAUUUGCACUGCUCAGGCCCUCCUUGCUAAUAUGUCUGCAAUGUAUGCUGUAUACCAUGGUCCUGAUGGACUCCGAGCUAUUGCCAACCAAGUUCAUAAUGCCACUCUUUGGCUGGCUAAAGGUAUAAGGGAAGCUGGUCAUGCAAUGGAAAACUCGGUUGUUUUUGACACUUUGAAGGUCAUGCCAUGUGUAUCUCAGGGUGAAAUUCGAAAAAGAGCUCAUGAAUUAGAAAUUAAUCUUCGCUACUACGGAGAUGGCUCAGUUGGAGUUUCUUUGGAUGAAACUGUUAAAGAGAAGGAUAUGAAUGAUUUACUUCAGCUGUUUGGUGUCAAAAAGAAAGUUGAAGAGAUAGUAAAUUUUUCAACUGAGAAAUUUGAAGAAAGUAUAUAUGGCACACCAUUUGAGCGGACAUCAAAGUAUCUGAUUCAUCCUGUAUUUAACAUGUAUCAUUCAGAAACAGCUCUUGUAAGGUACAUGAAAAUGUUGGAGAAUAAAGACAUUUCAUUGGUACAUUCCAUGAUACCCCUAGGUUCUUGCACAAUGAAGCUCAAUGGCACCACUGAGAUGAUGCCCUGUUCAUGGCAAGAGUUCACAGACAUUCAUCCUUUUGUACCCAAAGAACAAGCAGAAGGAUACAAACAAUUGUUUGAAGAGCUGGAGCGAGAUCUGUGUGAAAUAACUGGGUUUGAUAACAUAUCUUUUCAGCCUAACAGUGGUGCCCAAGGUGAAUAUGCAGGAUUAAGAGCUGUAAAAUCUUACUUGAAAGCUAUCGGACAGCAACAAAGAGAUGUCUGUUUAAUACCAGUGUCAGCUCAUGGGACAAAUCCUGCUAGCGCACACAUGGCUGGAAUGAUUGUAGAACCUGUACGGUUAAACAAGGAUGGUAGUAUUGAUGUUGAUCAUCUUAAGACACGGUUGAUUGCCAACAAAGAUAAGGUUGCAUGUCUCAUGAUUACUUAUCCAUCUACAAAUGGAAUAUUUGAGGAAGGCAUCAGAGAGAUGUGCAAUCUUGUUCAUGAGUAUGGUGGACAAGUGUACUUGGAUGGGGCUAACAUGAAUGCCCAGGUUGGAUUGUGUAGGCCUGGAGACUAUGGAGCAGAUGUGUCUCACCUGAAUUUGCACAAGACAUUCUGUAUCCCACAUGGUGGAGGUGGACCAGGUGUUGGCCCUAUUGGAGUUAAAGCCCACCUUUCACCAUUCUUGCCAUCUCAUCCUGUUGUUGAUCCACUUUAUGGACUUGGACAAAACCUAAAGCCAUUUGGUGUAGUAAGUGCUUCACCUUGGGGUUCAUCAGCUAUUCUGCCAAUCUCCUGGGCUUACAUCAAGAUGAUGGGACCCAGUGGACUUCGUCAUGCUACAGAGAUAGCCAUAUUAAAUGCUAAUUAUAUGAGCAGAAAAUUGGAGAAGUACUACCAAAUUCUUUACAGGGGAACAAAUGGAAUGGUAGCUCAUGAGUUCAUUAUUGAUGUACGAGAGUUCAAGAAAACUACUAAUGUAGAGGCUAUGGACAUUGCUAAGCGACUUCAAGAUUUUGGGUUUCAUGCUCCUACUGUAUCUUGGCCUGUUCCUGGAUCACUUAUGGUUGAGCCUACUGAGUCAGAGGACAAGAGAGAACUAGAUCGUUUUUGUGAAGCUUUAAUUGUUAUAAGAGAGGAAAUCAAAGACAUAGAAGAAGGUAGAAUGGACAAGAAAAUCAAUCCAUUAAAAAUGGCACCACAUCCUCAAAAAGAUGUAUAUUCUGAUACAUGGAAUAGACCAUAUAGUCGACAGAAAGCAGCAUUUCCUGCAAAGUUCAUCUCUCCUGAGUGUAAGGUAUGGCCAACUGUGAGCCGAGUUGAUGACAUUUAUGGAGACAAAAACCUAUUUUGCACAUGUCCUCCUAUGGAAGCAUAUGGAAGUGAAUAAUAAUGAUUGAAAGCAAUUUUAGGAAUUUUAGAAAAUGUUUACUGAAUUAAAUUUAAACAUUUAUAGAGUUGUGUAAAGAUGGUGUUUAACCAUAAUAUACUUCUUUUUGUCAGCUUCAGUUGAAUAUGUAGUAAUCCUUUGGGGGUCAUAUUGCUUAAUUACCUCUGAAGUGAAUUGAUAUCUAGCCCUUUUGAAAAACUAAUUAGUGCUGAAAAAUAAACUAUUUCAAUAUCUAGUAAAAUUUGAAUACCAUGAAAAUUCCUGCAUUGUGAAAUGGCAUAAGCUGUAUAAAGUAUGUAUGGUAUCACAUUUCUUGUUACCAUUUUUACUUUGGCAGUUUUAUAUAUAUAAAAGCUCAUGCAAUGUAUUGGAGAAUUGAAUUUAAAUUUCUUAUGUAUAUUUACAUUGUAUGUCAUUUAAAAGUUUUAAAGGUUAACUUGUGAUACUACAGUUCUAAAAAUCAGUUAAGAAUGUGGUCAGAAGUAAUUUUACUUCAUAAUCUAAAUUAUGUAAAAUAUCAGAUCUAAGUUGGUGCAGUACUUCUAUCAAGUACAAAAACAUCUAGGUUAAAAAUUCGUAAUAAAUUUCUGUUAAAAUACUGUUGAAAAUAAAAAUGUAGCUCUGUAAUUCAUCUGUACUUUUGCAAUCUGUAGGUUGCAGGAUCAAAACCAUGUACUAAAUAGGUUUUGCCCUUUCAGUUAUAAUAUGAUGGUCAAUUAGGGACUAUGACAAAUAGCCUUAGUAGCUCUGCCAUAAACAAAUGAAUGUGUUUUUCAUGCAUUACAUUUAUAUUUCAAUUUAUCUUAAUCAGGGAUAAUUUUGCAGCAAUGAGACAAUUAAGACCAAAGAUUUUGUUAAGAUUAGUUUUAAUUUACAAUAUUGUAUGUUUUUUGUUUUUUUUGUCAAUAGCAGAAAUUGUUUUCAAAUAUUCUAGUCUGCAAUUCCUCAAAAAAAAAUUCUCGUUUGUUCAUCAGAGUUUUGAUUUUCACAUAUCUUGCCUACAUUACGACUUACCAGAAUAGUACUAAAGUGGAGAAAACACUUUAAUGUAUUGAAAAAAAAUUGUAAAAUUUUUCUGCCAUUAAUGUGUUGGUUAUAUUAUUUAUAUCUUAUAUAUAUUAAGCAUCAAAUUUAAUGUGAAAAUUUAUUAAAAGACAAUAUGUCAUUCACUUUUCCUUUUGUUAUCUUGAACUUAUUAACAGUUGUAUUUUGCCUCCUUCACUUAUGAUAACUUUCAGGUACAUGUUUGUAAAAGUCACAAGAAUAGAAUUUUGUGAUGUUUUGGAAUUAUAACAAAAUUUAAAUGUUUUAAGUACUUAUUGACAUUUGGAAAACCUGAAAACAUCACAUCUUAACUUCCCUUUGGAUGGGGGUGGGGAUAAUGACAUAAUAAUAACAGGUUAGUAAAACUGUGUAUAAUGUUUAGUGCCAUUAAAUAUUAGUAAAAUUCAAAUGUUUACUUGUUUGUGAAGCUACAAUGUCAGUGUUUUUCAUUAAAAUACACAUUCCUAUAAGAAUGUGUGUCAAAAUGCCUGUAAUUUGUUUUAUUUAGGAAUACUAUACAUUAUACUUUCUAUUUGAGCUUCCUAGAGCAUAGGAUAUCUCUCUUUCUCUCUCUCUAUAUAUGCACUUUUCAAGUUAUGUAUUUGAAAGAAAUUACAAUUUAAUGAUAUUUUGUGGUAAUGACCUUAUUUUAACAACCCUCCUAUAUUGUUAAAGUGGAUGAUGAAAUAAGAAAUUCUUCUUAGACUUAUAGAUAGAUUCAUAAUUUGUUGUUUGAAUCAUUGCUGCCUACUCAGAUCACUAGCUGUUAUAUUUCUUUUGUAAUGUUAACUGGAGUGUGUUGGAAAAUUAUUUCAUAUUAAUCCAUUAUUAGCUCCAAAAGCAAUUCAUUGUGACCAAAAUGUUAAAUAAUAUAUUUUAAUAUCAAUUGUAUGAAAGAGCAAAGACGUAUACAAACAAAACAUUGGUGAACUAAACAUUUGAGGCAUUAAUAAUAAUUUUUUUUUAUUAGCUUGGAUACUAACAGUUGAAAAUAUCUAUAAGGGUAAUGAAGAUGUAUUCAUGAAAUUUUACAAAACUUGGCAAAAAGUAAGUUAAUGAAAAAGGCUAUAAAAUAAGCAAAGAAUAAUCAAAAGCUCAAUUCUAGAGAGAGUACUUUUAUGCAUAAUAACCUCCGUCCUUUAUGGAACACUCAUGUGUCAGCACAGUGUCUAGAAUUUGGCAUUUUAAAAUAGAUAUCAUAGUUAUUUUGUGAAAAACUUAUUUUUGUAGCUUCUUCAGUGGUGUUUAUAAUUGUAAAAUGUACAACAAGUAUGAUUUAGCCUAGAGACCAUAAGAUUCAUUAAUAAAAUAUCUGCACUAUUAAACUUGUCCUAAAAUUACCUUGCAGUAAUGCUCUACGUUCCAGAAAUGUACAACUCCAGUUUUGUGAAAAUUGCAUAUUUUUCACAUUAAUUGUUUUUCACAUUAUCAAGGACUUUUUCUUUCUUAAAUAAUACUGAUAUAGUUUUAUAGAGAGUAAAUUUACUGUUUAAUACCUUUCAAAAGCAGAGGAAGAAGAAUAAAUACUGAAAUGUAAUGAAUAUA